AGUAGUGGCUUGAGCCUGCAGGGGGCGCACUGGACACACUCAUCACAGUACACAGGAGCGGACAGCGGAGAGCUUUGUGCUGAAAACUAACCCAACCUGUGUCAUACAAAUGAAUUAAAACGGCCUACUUAAAAGAGGCCAGUAAAAGACCGUGUGAACCGCACAUCCAAAACAAGCAUGGACUUCCCACAGCAGCAGAGAGCAGCAGGGGAUGGGAAGGUGGUGUACCCCCCCGGAGUAAAGGAGAUCACGGACAAAAUCAGCAAUGAUGAAGUUGUAAAGCGACUAAAGAUGGUGGUGAAGACGUAUAUGGACAUGGACCAAGACUCUGAGGAGGAGAAGCAGCAGUACCUCGGCCUGGCUCUGCACCUUGCCUCUGACUUCUUCCUCAGAAACCCAAAUAAGGAUGUGCGCCUCCUGGUGGCGUGUUGUUUGGCUGACAUCUUCAGGAUAUAUGCCCCCGAGGCUCCCUACACCUCCCAUGACAAACUCAAGGAGAUUUUUUUAUUCAUCACUCGGCAAUUAAAAGGCUUGGAAGACACUAAGAGUCCUCAGUUCAACAGAUACUUCUACUUGCUGGAGAACUUGGCAUGGGUCAAGUCCUACAACAUAUGUUUUGAAUUGGAGGACUGCAAUGAAAUAUUUAUCCAGCUUUUUAAAACACUCUUCUCUGUUAUUAAUAACAGCCAUAACCAGAAGGUGCAGCUUCAUAUGAUGGACCUGAUGAGUUCAAUCAUCAUGGAGGGAGAUGGAGUCACACAAGAGCUGCUCGAUACCAUCCUCAUUAACCUCAUACCUGCACACAAGAAUUUGAACAAACAGGCCUAUGACCUUGCAAAAACGCUGUUGAAGAGAACGGUUCAAACUAUAGAGGCAUGCAUCGCAAAUUUUUUUAAUCAAGUUUUAGUGAUGGGAAAGUCAUCAGUCAGUGACCUUUCAGAGCAUGUGUUUGACCUCAUCCAAGAACUUUUUGCCAUCGACCCAAUGCUGCUCACCUCAGUCAUGCCUCAGCUGGAGUUUAAACUUAAGAGCAAUGAUGGUGAAGAGCGCUUGGCUGUGGUGCGGUUGUUGGCAAAGCUGUUUGGGGCUAAAGACUCAGAAUUGGCCUCUCAGAACAGGCCUUUGUGGCAGUGCUUUUUAGGACGGUUCAAUGACAUCCAUGUUCCAGUGAGACUGGAGUGUGUGAAAUUUGCCAGUCACUGCCUCAUGAAUCACCCAGACCUGGCCCGGGAUCUCACAGAAUACUUAAAAGUACGCUCCCAUGACCCUGAAGAAGCCAUCCGUCAUGAUGUCAUUGUCACCAUAAUCAACGCUGGAAAGAAAGAUCUCAACUUGGUCAAUGACCAGCUGUUGGGAUUUGUUCGGGAACGGACCUUAGACAAGAGGUGGCGAGUGCGUAAGGAGGCUAUGAUGGGUUUAGCUCAGCUUUAUAAAAAAUACUGCCUUCAUCAUGAGGCCGGUAAAGACUCUGCCUUGAAGAUCAGCUGGAUCAAAGACAAACUGUUACACAUCUACUAUCAGAACAGCAUCGAUGACAAAUUAUUAGUGGAAAAGAUCUUUGCUCAGUACAUGGUUCCCCACAAUCUGGACACUGAGGAAAAGAUGAAGUGUCUAUAUUACCUCUACGCCUGUUUGGACACAAAUGCUGUCAAAGCCCUGAAUGAGAUGUGGAAGUGUCAAAAUACACUUCGAGCCCUUGUCAAAGAGCUGCUGGACCUUCACAAGCUUCCUGUGUCUGAAGCCAAUAACACAGCCAUGCUUGGGAAGCUGAUGAAUAUAGCCAAAAACUUGCCUGAUGCUGGAAAGGCCCAAGAUUUCAUGAAGAAAUUCAAUCAGGUUCUGGGUGAAGACGAGAAACUCAGAGGACAACUUGAAAUGUUGAUCAGCCCAACAUGCUCCUGCAAACAGGCUGAAGUCUGUGUGAGAGAAAUCACAAGAAAGCUAACAUUUCCAAAACAGCCGACCAACCCAUUUCUAGAGAUGGUCAAAUUCCUUUUGGAACGCAUUGCCCCUGUGCAUAUAGACUCAGAAGCCAUCAGUGCCCUUGUGAAGCUGUUGAACAAAUCUAUUGAGGGAACAGCUGAUGACGAUGAGGAAGGUGUCACUCCAGACACAGCAAUUCGUGCCGGACUUGAACUCCUCAAGGUCCUGUCGUUCACUCAUCCAACUGCCUUCCACUCUGCAGAGACCUACGAGUCUUUACUCCAGUGUCUAAAGAUGGAGGAUGACAAAGUGGCCGAAGCUGCAAUCCAAAUAUUUAGGAAUACUGGGCAGAAAAUUGAGGCAGAGCUCCCACAGAUAAGAUCCACUCUGAUUCCCAUCCUGCAUCAGAAAGCAAAGCGUGGAACUCCUCAUCAAGCUAAACAAGCUGUAAACUGCAUACAUGCCAUUUUCAACAACAAAGAAGUGCAGCUGGCACAAAUCUUUGAACCACUCUCUCGCAGUCUGAACGCUGAUGUCCCAGAACAGCUCAUCACUCCCCUCGUGUCCCUCGGUCACAUCGCGAUGCUCGCUCCAGAUCAGUUUGCUUCACCCAUGAAGUCCAUUGUGGCCAACUUCAUUGUAAAGGACCUGCUCAUGAAUGACAGAACAGUGGGAAACAAAAAUGGCAAAUUGUGGUCCACAGAUGAAGAAGUCUCACCUGAGGUUUUAGCUAAAGUACAGGCCAUCAAGCUUCUUGUACGUUGGUUAUUAGGCAUGAAAAAUAACCAGUCCAAGUCUGCAAACUCCACUCUUCGUCUGCUGUCUGCCAUGCUGGUCAGUGAAGGGGAUCUCACUGAGCAGAAAAAGAUUAGCAAAUCUGACAUGUCUCGCCUGAGGUUGGCAGCAGGAGGUGCUAUUAUGAAGUUGGCCCAAGAACCUUGUUACCAUGACAUCAUUACACCUGAACAGUUCCAGCUCUGUGGCCUUGUUAUCAAUGAUGAGUGCUAUCAGGUGCGGCAGAUCUAUGCUCAGAAGUUGCACCUGGCACUUGUCAAACUGGCGUUGCCCCUGGAGUACCUGGCAGUCUUUGCCCUCUGUGCCAAAGACCCAGUGAAGGAGCGCCGUGCCCACGCCCGACAGUGCCUCCUCAAAAACAUCUCCGUCCGCAGAGAGUUCAUCAAGCAGAACGCCACAACUCAGGAUAAAAUGGUUUCUCUACUUCCUGAGUAUGUUGUUCCAUACAUGAUCCACCUCCUGGCUCAUGAUCCGGACUUUACUAAACCACAGGAAUACGACCAGCUCAAAGACAUAAAAGAGUGCCUGUGGUUUAUGCUUGAAGUGCUGAUGACCAAGAAUGAGAACAACAGUCACGCCUUUUUAAGAAAAAUGGUAGAGAAUAUUAAACAGACCAAGGAUGCACAGUCUCCAGAUGAUGUAAAAGCCAAUGAGAAACUAUAUGUAGUCUGUGAUGUUGCCCUUUUCGUCAUUGCCAACAAGAGUACGGCUUGUCAUCUGGACUCUCCAAAAGAUCCUAUUCUACCCUCAAAGUUUUUUAUUGCGCAGGACAAGGACUUCCAAAAUGAUAAAGAAUAUCUGUCUGCUGAAAUGAGACAAAUGCUGCUGACUGGAAAGCCAAAACCAGCGCCAGUUUUGGGAGCUGUCAACAAGCCCAUCACAGUACCGGGGAAGAGAGUCUUUCCCAAAAUCGUCACAUCUUCAGACAUAACCAGCAACAGCAGCACUAACUCCCCACUGACUUCAACAACCAUCAACAAAAACAGUAGCAAUACAACCAUCCAGACAUCCGAGAGCAGAGCACAAGAAAACAAUGAGAACCCUGUGAAAAAGAAGGACGAAGCAAAGAAGACUGCUCAGAACACGGCCUCAUCAGACGCCUCACCUGCCAAGAGGCGUGGACGUCCCCCAAAGUCGGCCACUGGCGCCGCUGUGGUUGAAAAGGACAAAAAUGCUGCAACAGCGGGAGGCGGGGCUGGAAGGGGAAAGAAGAGACCAGCAGAACCCAACGCAGGAGAGUCCAUCGACAUUAAGGUGUCAAAGCAGCAACAAAAUGAUGAAGGGACAAAGAGACAGAUUGACCUGAGGUAAAUUGGGAUUUUCUAGGGGUAAAAUCAUGUGGAGAAGGGGCCAGACUCUUCAUACUUUCCCUGCUCUACAUAUGCGUUCCUGACUCUAAAGCUUUUAAUGGACACAUCAUGGACCUCUCUAAAAACACACAUUUACUCCUGUCAUCAUAGAGGGUUUUAAAUGUCAUUGUAUGUAGGUCUUAUUGAAAUCAUGUUCAUUUUCUUUGUCUGCUUCAUUUAUGGAGCCAUUUUUAAGAGAAAAAAAAAGAUGGACAUUUUACAAACAUUUUAAACUGUUUAUUAUUGUCGCUUAUUAAAUUCCCUGGGAAUAAUCUUAA
Boleophthalmus pectinirostris (great blue-spotted mudskipper) is the source of this 4345-nucleotide messenger RNA. It is a transcript of the gene pds5a, whose product is annotated as PDS5 cohesin associated factor A. Lineage: Eukaryota; Metazoa; Chordata; Actinopteri; Gobiiformes; Gobiidae. Gene Ontology annotation, biological process: mitotic sister chromatid cohesion; DNA repair. Gene Ontology annotation, cellular component: nucleus; chromatin. The transcript is spliced from 33 exons. The record is from RefSeq and is a predicted model, not a curated record. The coding region runs from base 178 to 4029 and encodes 1283 amino acids.